Molecule: messenger RNA, 1684 nt
Organism: Ruditapes philippinarum (Manila clam)
Lineage: Eukaryota; Metazoa; Mollusca; Bivalvia; Venerida; Veneridae
Product: cysteine and tyrosine-rich protein 1-like
Exons: 3
Coding region: 168-707 (179 amino acids)
Source: RefSeq, a predicted model, not a curated record
UUAUGUCUUUUUAAAUAGCAUACACUCGAGUCUUAUGUAUACAUAGACCUAGUACAAAUAUCAGUACAUCACACAUUUUUUUUUUAUCGUCACGACGGAUAUAGAUUCUUUCGUGUUUAUUGUUUAUUACUAUUUAGAUCUAGAUCUAUGUUGCUUUCAAAAACGAAAUGAAAAACGUUUUAUUUUGGAUUAUUUUUGGAUUAACACAAACAGAAAUAGCACGAGCCGGUGAGACAUGCACUGACUAUGAUCGAUACAACGAUGUAUAUUUUUAUUGCGAUAACGGAUGUUGUGGGUCCUGGCCGUAUGAGUAUUGCUGUGAAGACACGGUAUGGCUAGGUUGGGCAAUAGCUGGAGGGGUCAUAGGUGGCAUCUUUCUAAUAAGUUUCGUUGUAUGUGUCGUCUGUGUUUGCGUUAAACAAAAAGGGAAGACAGGCCGCAUUGUACAGCCCGAAUCAGGAACAACAGUUUCGCACGUGGCAACGUAUCCACAAAGUCAAGGCUACUAUCCACAAAGUCAAGGCUAUUAUCCACAAUACGCCACAACUGGCUUUAUACAAAACCCUUCAGCCCCACCUCCGCCACCUGCAUACCAGUCGAUAUACGGACAACAACCACUUCCGCCACUCCCGUCGGGAUUUCAAGGUCAUCAACAACAAGGUCAACAGCAUACUGACCAGGCGCCUCCGCCUAUUGGUUUUAAAUGACAAGUUAAAAUCGUACUCGGAACUUAAAAAAAGAGUGUUUAAUUCAUUUAUUUCGUUUAUUAAUGAUAUGAUUCUGCGAACAAAAUUCUCAAUUUCACUAUCGUUUGCUCAUCGUUUGCAGAUGACAUCAGGCUCACAUGUUGUUGUUUAUUUUACAUGAUUAUAACAUUUACAGUGCGUUUGAUGAAGUGUCCGAAAUCAUUGUUUUGUUUGCAGUGUUUCUAGGCAAUAUGAACAGAAUGUUUUGUUUUUUUUAAAUUUAGGUUUGAAUUAUGAUCGGGAUAUAACUGUUAUAUCAAAUCUAAGAUCACCUUAAAUAGAGACAGAGAAAACCCCUAGAGAAAACCAACACGCCGCCGCCUUUGUAAUCUGGCAUGGAGAUAAUAUAUUUACAAUACAAAGUAAUAUCAUGUUUUUACUCUUUUAUAAUUAUUUUUACACUAUUAAUUGGACAUUAAUUUGGCAAAUAUUUCGCAAUACGUAUUGCCGUAGAAUCAUUACGUCAUUGUUUGACAAGAUAUACUGUAUUUUAUCACGUACCCGUGUCGCAAGAGCGACACGUAAAACGGUGUUGAACGUGAAGUGAGGUCAUUUGCGUAAUACAUGUAGAAACAUAGCGUAAAGACGCGUUAAUGUUAGCGUUACUCUAAAAGCGCGUCAUUGAAAAAAAAAGAUUUUUUUAACUGAAAACAAUUCUUAUUUUGGAUAUGUGAUAAACAGAAUAUUCUUUUUUUUAGUAUUUGAGUGGGAUACUAAAGCCAAUAGAUUUUGUAUAAUUGUGCCAUACAUAAAGUCUGGAUUACAUAAUUUUAGGUAAAUGAACUACACAUGUAUAUUUAAAUUACCAGAUUUGGAUUCAGAAUCUUGACACAGCCUAUUCUGUAUUUGUAUGAUUUUUAAUAUGUAUUUAUAUAUCUUUUUUGUUUAUUUGUUGAUCAUUUCUGUUCUUUCUGUUUUUCAUUAAAAUUUAACUUGUU